CAUACCUCAGCGUACUUUUAACAUGGAGGAGAGCCCGGCAGAAUAACUUCCAGUCGCUUACAGUAUCCACAACCAGACUGUCAGAGAGGAGACCGAUCUUUACAAUGACCCGUUAAAUUCCUGCUGCCGAUGCUUUCUUUGGAGAGUGGAUUGACAAUCUCCUAACAACUGAGGAGACGAGCAGAGGCCUUUAUUCCUUUAUUUCAGUCUUCAGAUGGACCGAGUGCCCUCGGCACUGGCCGCUAAGAUGCGCUGGAUCACGCUGGUGCUUGCCGGCUUGACUUUUUGGGGCAAAGUGACUAUUUCUAACUGUUUCGACUACGAGGAGCCAGACUAUGACUAUUACGAAGAGGACAGAGCGGAGACCAUUGACUACAAAGACCCAUGCAAAGCUGCUGUAUUCUGGGGCGACAUCGCUUUAGACGAGGAGGACCUGCGAAUGUUCCAGAUUGACAGGACGAUAGACCUCACACAGCACACACACAUGCACUCACACUCGCGGCAGGGGCACACAUCUGGUGGCCAGGAGGAACAAGAAAUUGCAAAGAAGAGAGGCUCGUUAUACCUGCUGCUGGAAAGAAUACGUAGAUUUGGCUUUGACUAUCUCCCCAAGAAUGUCAGCAAGGGAGCUGCCAGUCCCAAGAGCCCAACUGGGAAAGGUGGGAGGGCUGGGAACGUUGUGAAGAGCCGUAUUCCUCGAGCAGCCACAUCCCGAGCUGAGAGGAUAUGGCCUGGAGGAGUCAUUCCCUACGUCAUAGGAGGAAACUUCACUGGUAGUCAGAGGGCCAUGUUUAAGCAGGCCAUGCGUCACUGGGAGAAACAGACGUGCGUAACUUUCAUUGAGAAGACAGACGAAGAAAGCUACAUAGUGUUCACCUACAGACCCUGCGGGUGUUGUUCCUAUGUGGGUCGGCGUGGCAACGGGCCCCAGGCUAUCUCCAUAGGCAAGAACUGUGACAAGUUUGGCAUCGUGGUGCACGAACUGGGCCACGUCAUUGGCUUCUGGCAUGAGCACACACGGCCUGACCGUGACGAUCAUGUGACCAUCAUCCGGGAUAACAUCCAACCAGGCCAGGAGUAUAACUUCCUCAAGAUGGAGCCAGGGGAGGUCAACUCUCUUGGGGAGCCAUAUGAUUUUGAUAGCAUCAUGCACUACGCUAGGAACACCUUCUCACGGGGGAUGUUCCUUGACACCAUCCUUCCAUCCAGAGAUGAAAACGGGGUCCGGCCUGCAAUUGGCCAGCGGACCAGGCUCAGUAAAGGAGACAUUGCACAGGCAAGGAAGCUGUAUAGAUGUCCAGCAUGUGGAGAGACGCUCCAAGAAUCAACGGGCAACUUCUCGUCUCCUGGUUACCCCAACGGAUACCCUUCAUACACACACUGUGUCUGGAGAAUAUCUGUUACACCAGGAGAAAAGAUUGUUCUUAACUUCACCACCAUGGAUCUGUAUAAGAGCAGUUUGUGCUGGUAUGACUACAUUGAGGUUCGGGAUGGAUACUGGAGGAAAGCUCCACUUCUUGGCAGGUUUUGUGGGGAUAAAGUUCCUGACGUCUUGAUUUCCACUGAUAGCAGAAUGUGGAUUGAGUUCCGCAGCAGCAGCAAUUGGGUGGGAAAGGGCUUUGCUGCCAUUUAUGAAGCAAUCUGUGGGGGCGAGAUCACCAAAGACUCAGGACAGAUUCAGUCUCCCAACUACCCUGAUGACUACAGACCUUCCAAAGAGUGUGUGUGGAGGAUCACUGUGUCCGAGGGCUACAACGUCGGGCUCAGCUUCCAGGCCUUUGAGAUCGAGAGGCACGACAGCUGUGCAUACGACUACCUGGAGGUUCGGGAUGGCCCUCUGGAGACAAGCCCCCUGAUUGGUCGAUUCUGUGGCUACGACAAACCUGAGGAUGUGCGAUCUACAUCACACACACUCUGGAUGAAGUUUGUCUCAGACGGGACGGUGAACAAGGCCGGCUUUGCUGCAAACUUUUUCAAAGAGGAGGAUGAGUGUGCCAAGCCGGACAAUGGUGGAUGUGAACAGAGGUGUGUAAACACUCUCGGCAGCUUCAAGUGUGCCUGUGACCCGGGCUAUGAACUAGCUCCUGACAAGAAGAGCUGUGAAGCGGCGUGUGGCGGCCUUCUCUCUAAGUUGAAUGGGACCAUCAGCACUCCAGGCUGGCCUAAAGAGUAUCCACCAAACAAGAACUGUGUGUGGCAGGUGGUUGCUCCCACUCAGUACCGCAUCUCCAUGCAGUUUGAGGCCUUUGAGCUGGAGGGAAAUGAGGUGUGUAAAUACGACUACGUGGAGGUGCGGAGCGGCCUCUCAUCCGACUCUAAGCUCCAUGGUAAAUACUGUGGCACCGAGAUCCCUGAGGUCAUCACCUCCCAAUACAACAACAUGAGAAUUGAGUUCAAGUCCGACAAUACCGUCUCCAAGAAAGGCUUCAAGGCUCACUUCUUUUCAGACAAAGAUGAAUGCAGCAAGGACAACGGCGGCUGCCAGCACGAGUGCAUCAACACAGUGGGCUCUUACGUUUGUCAGUGUCGCCAUGGCUUUGUACUGCAUGAGAACAAACAUGACUGUAAGGAAGCUGAGUGUGAGCAUAAGAUCCACAGCCCCACUGGGACCCUGAGCAGCCCUAACUGGCCAGACAAGUAUCCCAGCCGUAAGGAGUGCACGUGGGACAUCACAGCCACGCCGGGGCACCGAGUCAAGAUUACCUUCAACGAAUUUGAGAUUGAGCAGCAUCAGGAGUGUGCGUAUGACCAUCUGGAGGCCUUUGACGGGGACAGUGACACGGCAGCCAUCCUGGGCCGACUGUGUGGCAGUAAAAUCCCAGAACCGCUGGUCUCCACUGGAAACAAGAUGUACCUCCGCUUCAUCUCUGACGCCUCAGUACAAAGGAAGGGCUUCCAAGCUACGCACUCCACAGAGUGUGGAGGUCGUCUGAAAGCAGAAGCUCGUCAGAAGAACCUCUACUCCCACUCCCAGUUUGGAGACAAUAAUUACCCAGGCCACACAGACUGUGAGUGGCUGCUGACGGCUGAACAGGGUUACGGCAUCGAGCUGAGCUUCAUCACGUUUGAGGUAGAGGAGGAAGCUGACUGUGGGUAUGACUACAUUGAGCUGUACAACGGGUACGACGCUAACUCACAUCGACUUGGUCGCUUCUGUGGUUCAGGGCCCAGGGAAGGGAUUUACUCGCCCGGAGAUGCCAUGCUGAUCCGUUUCCAUAGCGAUGACACUAUCAGCAAGAAGGGCUUCCACAUCCUCUACACGAGCACUAAGUUCCAGGAGAGCCUUCACACCAGGAAAUGACCUCACACGCAGCCCGCAACCUCUGACCUCUGUGCAGCCCCGCCACUGUUACCCUGACCUUCACCAUGGCAACGAGAAAAGUACAGCCUGUCCCCCCAUCUCGGACACAGGCAGAUGAGGAAGACAGUACUUUCGUGAACAGGAACAACAACGAGAUAUCGAUAUGAGUUUCAGCAGACGUGGGGAAAUGCGCUGACGACUGAGUGAGCCAUUUUCGUGGAGGAGAUGGUUUUCAUCACCGCACAUCAAGCUGCCCUCGUUCAGUGUGAAAAGAGGGUUGCAGCAGAUCCAAAUCAGUUUACUGAGAUACUCAUGGUUGCACAGCAAAAGAUUACGAACACAAAUACACACACACACACACACACCCUAGAUUCAUAUUCAGAAUUAUAAACUUUGGAUGCUAAAGGAACUAAAGAGCUACAAGGAAAUGCAUCCAGGAGUCUGUUCUGGCUCCUUAAUCCUUGAACUAUGCGACUUACUGUGAUCAGACGGCUGCUUAUCACCCACAGUAACUGAGAGGAAACACUAAACAGACAUUUUUAUUGCCUUUGAUGCCUGGGAACUGGUCUCUUCAACCCAGCUCAGAACGGCUGCAGAUGAUUUUAUUUCAUGUCUUAUUGUAAAACCCAUUGUGUUUACUGUAUGUGUGUUUAC
Messenger RNA from Toxotes jaculatrix (banded archerfish), 3955 nucleotides. It is a transcript of the gene tll1, whose product is annotated as tolloid-like 1. Lineage: Eukaryota; Metazoa; Chordata; Actinopteri; Toxotidae. The transcript is spliced from 21 exons. Gene Ontology annotation, biological process: proteolysis. The record is from RefSeq and is a predicted model, not a curated record. The coding region runs from base 215 to 3301 and encodes 1028 amino acids. Gene Ontology annotation, molecular function: metalloendopeptidase activity; calcium ion binding; zinc ion binding.